Molecule: messenger RNA, 590 nt
Organism: Cylicocyclus nassatus
Lineage: Eukaryota; Metazoa; Nematoda; Chromadorea; Rhabditida; Strongylidae
Source: the annotation of a GenBank genome assembly
CUCUACUUUGCCAUAAACACAUUUCUUAACUUCAACGUUUUUGCAUCACUUGGCUCUUUGUCCGCAAAUUUCGUACAUUAUCCAAAGCCGAAGUUUUUGUGGAUACCAGUAAUAGCCCGGGUACUAUUCGUACCAUUUUUUAUGUUCUGCAACUACCAACCUGUAGGCAAACAUAGAACGAUAGGGGUUUUGUUCAAAAGCGAAUGGUGCUUCACGAUUGGCGGUGCUCUCAUGGCAUAUACUAGUGGAUAUUUUAGCAGUUUAGCCUUGAUCUAUACUCCGAGUGUUGUUCCUCCUAGCUAUCAAAAUAUCAGUGGCAUGGCGGCAGCAAUUGCUUUGAUGUUAGGUAUUCUAUGUGGUAUUCUCUUCACCCCCGUCAUCGCAGCGAUAGUUGCAGCAUUAUAACAAUGGUGCUUUUUUAGAACUCAUGCGAUCUCAUUGGAAGCUUUGUACAACUGCAUUCGUUACAUAGAACAAUCUUUUCAACUCAUAGUGAGACUCCACAAAAGUCUGACCAGAAAUGUUCAAUGAAGUAGCUCUUCAAUGAAAAAUGAUUACAAAAACAUUGUAAUCGUCAUACAGCUUAGUGG